Linderina pennispora is the source of this 351-nucleotide messenger RNA. RefSeq lists its product as uncharacterized. Bases 39 to 296 code for a protein of 85 amino acids. The record is from RefSeq and is a predicted model, not a curated record. Lineage: Eukaryota; Fungi; Kickxellomycota; Kickxellomycetes; Kickxellales; Kickxellaceae. The transcript is spliced from 3 exons.
CCUCUUUUAUUCACUGCAAUUUUCAGUAUUUUCUCACAAUGGCACAGGGUCUCGGAAAGAAGAAGCUGGUGGUGAAGGCCAAGAAGACGAGCAAGCCGGCCAAACAGCACGAGUCCAAGUCGGCCGCGCCCAUUCGCAAAGGUCGCGUAGCACUGCAGAAGCACGCAAAGGCCAACAUGACCGCCAGCCUGGAGCAGGCCAUGUCGGUCAAGGCCGGCGCUCUGGGCAAGCUCACAAUCAUGAAGGAGGCUCAGGACCUCGGCAAGAAGAAGGAGCCCAAGCGGAGAAAGUACUAGGCGCGUUUUCGUUGUACUCCAUGGGAAAAAUAUAUAGAUGUAACUAUCAGCCUUA